CCACCUUACUCCACCCGUUUUCUCCCAACUCGAUAGACCAAGUCCGGUCUCUUCACAAAUCAUCUAAUUCUUCGGCUUCGAGCCAAUCCCCACUUUACCGAUAUAUUAUUCCCCUCUCUCUCUCUCUCUCUCACACUACAUAAACACAAUUCAAUACAAUCCCCGCGCCUCUGGUUUCCCAAACUUUUCUACUUUCCCGCCAUUACGCUGUUCUUCAACUCCUCCAGUUCGUACCAUUUUUCAUGCGUUGCACCUUCAAAUUCUCUACUCCUCGAAUCGCAGUUUCUCUCAGGAAAUGAUGGUUCGUUUGGUUUUGCUACGUUCGCGGUCUUGCUUUUGUUUCUUCCUUGUCGCUAUUGCAUUUUCUGGGGGGUUUGCAAGUAAUGGAGGUAUGAAAAUGGAGAAAACUUUGGCUAUGAUUAAGCCAGAUGGAUUGCGCGGUAACUACACCGAAAGAAUUAAAGGGGCCAUUGUGGAGUCGGGGUUCAGGAUUUUGGAGGAAAGAAUAGAUGAAUUGGAUGAAGAUAGAGCAAGUCGUUUUUAUGCUGAACAUUCGUCAAGAAGCUUUUUUCCUAACCUGGUCAAAUACAUGACAAGUGGUCCAGUAUGCAUAAUGGUUUUGGAGAAACAAAAUGCAAUCGCAGAAUGGCGUGCUCUGAUUGGGCCAACAGAUUCAGUGAAGGCUAAGGCUACGCAUCCUAAUAGCAUCAGGGCAAUGUGUGGGUUGGACUCUGAGAAAAAUUGUGUUCACGGUUCGGAUUCUCUUUUAUCAGCUCAAAGAGAGAUCUCAUUUUUCUUUGAAGAAGAAACUGGUGAAAUGGUUGGAAAACAUGAUGAAUUAUAAUCAUUAAGCAGUCCGUGUAUAAGCAUGACUAGGUCUUAUUCACGACUCUUAGUUAUGAUUAAUCUCAAAUUCCAAAAGUGAACUGCUGCCAGCCUCCACCCAAGUUCCAUCUUGACGUUGGCAAUCCGAUACCUUGUACCGUGCACACCUCACUUGCUCAUUCGUAUAUUUGUGUGCUACUUGUGGAUGUUACAUGUAGGGUCAGUGUCUGUAUUAGAAAUUCAAAACCGUUUGUCAGCUUUAUUAUCUUCGGUUACUUUUAAGAAGGUUUUGUUUAGGCUCAUACAUACUACCAUUAGGAAAAUAAAACCAUUUUCCUAAUGGUGGGUGAUGAAGGUCCGUGGAUUCUUACGACCUUAUUUAGACAAGAUUUAUUUUAUAGGUUGUAUAAUUGUGUCGUUGUUCUAAGAGGGAUUCGGUGGCUUCUUCAAAAUUAAGUCUUGGUUCUAUUUAUUUGUUUUAUAGUUUUAGUUAGAUAUGCCACAGCUGUGACUCUUCCUGUUUUCCUUGGUAACAUACUUUGGCCUGUAAAUGAUGGACUGCAAUGCUUUUCAAUCGGUGAAAACUUCAAUGUUUUUGUUUCUUGCU
Messenger RNA from Cucumis sativus (cucumber), 1432 nucleotides. RefSeq names its product probable nucleoside diphosphate kinase 5. NCBI's taxonomy places the organism in Eukaryota, Viridiplantae, Streptophyta, Magnoliopsida, Cucurbitales, Cucurbitaceae. Gene Ontology annotation, biological process: GTP biosynthetic process; CTP biosynthetic process; UTP biosynthetic process. The record is from RefSeq and is a predicted model, not a curated record. Bases 296 to 844 code for a protein of 182 amino acids. The transcript has 6 exons. Gene Ontology annotation, molecular function: nucleoside diphosphate kinase activity.